AUGUCUAAAAUAGAAUCUUAUGUAGCGAAGGUAGUUUUCAUAGGAGACGCAUCUGUAGGCAAAACCACAAUUAUUAAUUCACUCGUUAAUCAAAAUCACGCUGAUCAAAAUUUCGAUUUUGAUCCAACAAUCGGACCUUUAAGUCAUCAAUUAAAAAUAGGCGAUAAAUCAUUUAUAUUAUGGGAUACAGCAGGUCAAGAGAGAUUCAGAUCAGUUGCACCACUUGUUUUUCGCGGUGCAAAUUUAAUAUUUAUUGUUUGCUCAACAGAUUUUCCAACAUCACUGAAUGGAUACAAAUUUUGGUUGGAUACUAUUAGUAGAGAUGAACCAUCUGCUAAAAUAAAAGUACUUUUAAACAAAAUGGAUUUAGAAACUCACAAAUUAACUUACGACACGUUAUGUCAAGAAGCUCAUCAUGAUGGUUUAGAGUGUAUAGGAGUUAGUGCAUAUAAUGGAAUGGGUUUAGAUUUAGUUUUAAGCGCGAUACAAAGUUUAAAGGUUGAAUACGAAAUUGUUGAUGAAGUUAAGCUAUCUGACCAAGACAAGAAUAAUGCCAAAAACGAAAGAGUAUGUUGUUAA
Trichomonas vaginalis G3 is the source of this 579-nucleotide messenger RNA. RefSeq names its product GTPase protein. The record is from RefSeq and is a predicted model, not a curated record. Gene Ontology annotation, cellular component: endomembrane system. Lineage: Eukaryota; Parabasalia; Trichomonadida; Trichomonadidae. Bases 1 to 579 code for a protein of 192 amino acids. Gene Ontology annotation, molecular function: GTPase activity; GTP binding. The transcript has a single exon. Gene Ontology annotation, biological process: intracellular protein transport.